This is a messenger RNA of Monopterus albus (swamp eel), 4592 nucleotides long. It is a transcript of the gene gpr155a, whose product is annotated as G protein-coupled receptor 155a. The coding region runs from base 868 to 3351 and encodes 827 amino acids. The record is from RefSeq and is a predicted model, not a curated record. Gene Ontology annotation, biological process: G protein-coupled receptor signaling pathway; negative regulation of BMP signaling pathway; intracellular signal transduction. Gene Ontology annotation, molecular function: G protein-coupled receptor activity. The transcript has 16 exons. Gene Ontology annotation, cellular component: membrane. NCBI's taxonomy places the organism in Eukaryota, Metazoa, Chordata, Actinopteri, Synbranchiformes, Synbranchidae.
GUUUGUCACUAUAUCUUUCACAUCACACAAUCAUUUAAUCCAUUGUUAGCAUAAAGAAAUGAAUAUCUUUAACUGAAUGGCGGCGGUGGGGGGGUGUAUUAUAUAAUGGUAAAGUCAUAUUUAAAGAAUGCUGUAGAAAUGAACUAUGUAUGUUUUGUUCAGUUGUAUACUGAUUUUAUAAAACGGCAAUGAAAUUAUUACUGUCGUGGGGUUUUUACUGUAUAAGCUAAUAGUAUCUUUUUAUUUUAAUGGACCAUUCUGCUGCCAGUCAACUAGAUUUUAAAAAGUGAGAGCGACAUGUCAUCCCAUAGUUCUUGUUUUUCCAAAUCGUAACUCUGCCUGAAGAAGGGCACAGAAAAUAAGUUCAUUAGACAAACGGAUUCUUACCAACAGAACAAGUAGGGACACAUUCUACUUUGUGUGGGUUACAGCUAGCUCCGCCCCUUUACCCCGUGUUACAGCUAGCUCCGCCCCUUUACCCCGUGUGGAAACUGUGUUGACAAAUCGUGGAGUGUGAAGGUUACUGGGAGGGAACUAACUAAAGUAAUACAAAUGUAACACACACAGUUAACAGUGGCUCAGAGUUGUGUGAAUAGUUUCGCCACAGUCAGCUGACUCUACAGUAAAUGUGGGUCCUGUAGGUCGGCGAUACAGUGGGUCAUGUUUCCGUCGCUAUACGUUAGCCAGCCGGCUAACUCUUAGCUAGUUCUAAUGUGAGUGACAGACGGUGCACGCGAGGGCACAGCUGUCAGAGAGGUGAGUCGCUCGGAUGACACGACGUAUCUGCUUUUGAUACUAACGGCCAUGACUUUAACGUGAACACAAUCCGGGCUUGGCCACAGACACUGGGGGGAGAGGCAAAGCACGAUGGAGGGACCGGGCAGGACCACCAAUUUCAACUUCUCAUAUGAAGAGGAAGAGGAAGACCCGGACUCGUCUGCUCUCUCCUCCACCAUGUCCAUUGACAAGCUCUUCCCGGCUCUCUUGCAGUGCUUUGGGAUAAUUCUGUGUGGCUACAUCGCAGGGAGGGCAAACAUCAUCACCUCCACCCAGGCCAAAGGACUGGGAAAUUUUGUGUCCAAGUUUGCCCUCCCAGCACUGCUUUUCAAGAACAUGGUACUGCUGGACUUUGAUAAUGUCAUAUGGCCGUUUCUUUGGAGCAUCCUCAUUGCCAAAGUGUCUGUGUUUUUCAUUGUGUGCGUCCUCACACUGAUAGUGGCCAGUCCUGAAAGUCGCUACAGUAAGGCUGGACUCUUCUCAAUAUUUGCCACCCAGAGCAAUGACUUUGCUUUGGGAUACCCUAUAGUUGAAGCCCUAUACCAGAGCACAUAUCCAGAGUACCUCCAGUACAUCUAUCUGGUUGCACCUGUGUCCCUAAUGCUUCUAAAUCCCAUCGGUUUUGCCUUCUGUGAGAUCCAGAAGUGGAAAGAUCAAGAAAACCACCAACAGAGCAAACUUCUGAUAGCGGGGCUUGUAGUUUUACAGGUCCUGAAGAACCCAAUUGUAUUCAUGGUAGUCAUCGGCAUCAUCGCCCACUUUGUCCUGCACCAGACAGUUCCUGCUUUCAUGGCUGAAUUUGUGGAUGGCUUGGCCAACUCUUUUGGGGGAGCAGCUCUGUUCUACCUGGGUCUGUCCAUGGUGGGCCAGUUGAGGAGGCUAACCAGAUCCACAGUUGUUACACUGAUAUUACUGCUUACUGCAAAACUGUUGCUAAUGCCCCUGAUUUGUAAGGACAUGGUGGAUUUGUUGGACAAUAGCAACACCAGUGCACUGAACCACUCAAGCCUCUCCAAUUAUGCCUUUCUUUAUGGGGUGUUUCCCACUGCACCAAGUGUGGCAAUCUAUGCUGUCUAUUAUAACGCCGAGCUACAAGUUGUAACCUCUGGGAUGGUCAUCAGCACUUUUCUCUCCGCUCCGAUAAUGUAUGUUUCUGCCUGGUUACUUACAAUGCGUUGGAUGGAUCCUCAGCUCCUGAUGAACUCAAUGCAGAAUAUCAGCUUUAACAUAAGCAUCGUGAGCUUAGUUGCACUGGUGUGGACGAUCGCUGUGAUGGUUUUAAGUAAGAAAAUCAAGAGGCUGCCACACUUCUUUACUGUCAACCUUUUCUUGGCUCAACUUCUAAUUUGUAUUGGGAUGAUCAUGUGGAACUUCGUGGUGAAGGAAGAGAACUUUAUUGGCCAGGUCCUGACUUUCACAUUACUGUGUUCCUCACUCUACAGUACUUAUGUGUGGUCAGGUUUAAUAGCACUGUCUCUUGUGCUCAUAAAAAGCUCUGAGGAAAUGAAAGUGUCACCAACCGUGUUGGUUAUAGCAGGCUGGGGGAUUCCAGCUUUAGUAACUGCUGUGCUGCUCAUUUCUGGGACAAAGCAGGUUGACACGAUUGACUCAACAUUCUUUUACGGCAAAUCACAGAUAAUCUGCACCACAGUUGUAGUUGGCUUCAGUAUACUGCUGGGUGGGGGCUCCCUUGUGUGUCUCAGUAGAGGAAGCUGGGCCCAAAAUGACCAAAUCCAAGAGAGAAAUGCUUCAUUUGGCACUGCAGAGGAUCUUAUAAUUGAAGUUGAUGCAGAAAACCAGACUCUGGCUGAGCCAGUCACCCCAUCAGGAGAUUUCAACAGAGCAUGCCUCAUAUGUGACUGUGCACCACCCCAGCCCAUGCCUGACAUGAUCAUCAGCACCAAUUCAAACUACACACCAACCACGCUGACAGGUGAGUGUGAGAAUAGGUGUGAGUCCUCAGAGUGCCUCCUAGCCCAAGUGGAGGAGCUCCAGCAGGCUGCAGAUAGACAAGUGGCCCGUCAUGUGCUCCUGUGUCUGCUUCUGACUGUCAGCUUGCUUGCUAACCUGUCUAGCUGCUUGUGGCUAAUCUUUAAUCAGAUUCCUGGUAGACUUUAUUUGGAACUACAGUUCUUCUGUGCUGUGGCAAACUAUGGACAGGGUUUUCUCUCUUUUGCUCUUUUUGGGCUGGACAAGCAUUUGAUUAUUUUACCCUUUAAGAAAAGGUUGUACAGACUGUGGUAUGGAAAGAGGCAAGAGGAGCAGCAGCAGCAGCAGCAGCAGCAGGCAGAUUUACCUGAAGAUAUCAGGGUGACCUGCACCCAAUUCACCAAAUACCACAAAGACCAGUGUUUUCAUGACAUUGUUAAAAAGAGAAGGUGUGGGAAGACUACUGUGGUGGGCUCUUUUCUUGGCUGUGAACUUGUGGAAUGGCUUCAGCAAGUGGGGUUGGCUCAGGACCGUGGAGAGGCAGUGCUCUAUGGGAUGCGGUUACAGCAGGGUGGUGUCCUCCAGCACAUCAAACAGGAAUACGACUUCCAAGACAGUCCUCUUUAUUACCGCUUCAUGACAUAAGACAAAUAGGUCAACACUGGUGUAUGUUAAAAAAAAAUGCUGUGUUUGAGUAACAGGAGAGACAACACUGAUGUUUAAAGAGUACCAACAGGCUGCUUUGCCUACAGCCUGUACAGUGCAUGCCAACAUUUUACUAUGCACUAUUGUACCACACAACACAGUCAGCUGUUGGAACAGACCACACCUGACUGUGAUGUUGGGUGUGUACAGUUGAAACUGACAGACUUUGAAACUUUAAAAAGCCAGGGCAAUGUGCACUGUGGCCGCUGUUUCUCCUGACAGUUUGAUUCUGUCCUGGUUCCUUGCUAUGACUUUUCUGAUGAUGUUGCUGCAACCUUUCAUCUGCAGUGCAGCUGCAGUUGAGUAAAACAUAACUGAUAGGAGUGACAGCCAAAACUACAAAAUAGGCAGUUUGUUUAAUAUUCACUGUAAACAAUAACUGAACCAACAGGUAUUGCAAAUGUUUAGAGCCAAAACAAGACUUUGCUGCUUUUUAAGAUUUUUUUUUGUUAGUGUAAUUGUUUAUUCAGUCACUUGCACCUGAACUUUCAGUACAGUAGUUUUAAUUUAUAUCACUGUGAGUGUUAAUCCACAAAGACGUGCAGGCUAAACCUGCUGGUCAGCCACAUUAUAUCUUGUACUGAGUUUUACCUCAGUUUGUAUUUUCAUUCUUGUAUGAAAGUCACUCACCAAAGGGAAGCUGUGGAUAAAUCUCUGCUUAGUUUGUUUGUAGUCAGCUUAACUUAUGAUUAACUUAGUUUAACAAGUUAAAUGACUGGUAAUGUUGUAUGAAAUGUGUGUUAUUGCUUUAUUUGACUACAGUUUAAUAUGUCAACACUAAUGGAGAACAGUGAUCACACUGUUUACCAGGACGACUGUAUGUGAGCAGUAUCCCAGAGCACCAUUUCAACAAACAACCCGUCUGCUUGGGGAAAAAAAUGUAUUCAUAUUUCCUUUUUAUAACUGCUUUAACAACAACAACAGAAGCAAACUGAUUUUUGAGUGAUGAACAUAAUGCGGUAGUACUGAAUAACUAAAGAAGUGUCAAGACGGAGUAUUUGAAUGAAUGAAUGAAUACUUUAUUGUCAUUAUACAUAAGUACAACGAAAUUACACAUGCCACAACUGAUCAGUGCAAACAUAUUAAAAAACGCAUGUGCAUGCUGACCGUGUUCAGGUUGACUUUGAGAAAGCAAGUAUCCUCAUUCACUCCUCCACAAACUGUGAACUUGGAAAACCUUA